AUGUUGCCAGUAUCCCAGUUUAAUGUGGCACAGCCUCCUGACUACAACAUGAUCCCUUACAGUCCCAAUAACUUCUAUCCUCUGCCUCAGGGGUACCAGGCUGCUGCUGCUGCUGCUGGGGGCAACGAUUUCCAGUAUGUGGGGCCGCAGUAUAACCGUAAUACGUACUUGCCCUCUAUUAAAGAUAUGUUGGGGGCGCCGGGACAGGUGCCGGCCAGACAGAAUGAUUAUAGCAACAAUAACAACGACUACAUAUAUGGGAAUCCGUACCAUUCGGUUCAGAGUAACGGAAAUGUGGUGCCUAUGCCUGGGAACGUUGUGUUCCAACAGCAGGCGUAUUAUUACAGCACACCAAACGGUGUUAUGCCUUACAUGCAACCUGUACCUGUGGCAGGUGAGACGAGGAUCCCAGAGAUGCAGAUGGUUCCCACUUCUGUUAAUGGAAGUGUGCCUCAACCUGCAGUCUCUCAACCUCCCAUGCCUCAACCUCCCGUUCAACCUGUGAAGAAAAUCACUCCCCCACCGCAUGAGGAGUUCCCCGUCAUCUUUGAACAAUUCCCUAUGAGCCCACUUAAGACUAAUAGCAAGGGGGUCAACAAACCGGCAACUACAACUAAGCUAAAGACAAAGAGACGUAGGAGGAGAAAGUCCAGUGCCAAAAACCCAAACAGAAACAUCAACUCGGAACUGACGGACCUCGUGGCAGGUAGCGAACGAAUACAGCAACCUCCGACCACGGGGCCACAACGGUAUAGGUCUCAAGCGGUACCCUUCAUCAAGUGUAAACACUGCCAGGAAACGGAGACACCAGAGUGGAGGAGAGGCCCCUACGGUAACAGGUCCCUGUGCAACGCCUGCGGCUUGUACUACAGAAAGCUGAUUAAAAGCUUCGAUACAAAGAACGGGAACCUCAUUAUGAGAUUCAACAGGAUGAUAAACCCUCAGGACAGGAAAGUGCCCGUCUCGAUACAUAUCCCUCGGAACAUCAUCAAACAACUGGAUAGAGACCCCACUUUAGAUGUCAACUAUUUCACCGUCGAUUAA
Molecule: messenger RNA, 1044 nt
Organism: Huiozyma naganishii CBS 8797
Lineage: Eukaryota; Fungi; Ascomycota; Saccharomycetes; Saccharomycetales; Saccharomycetaceae
Gene: GAT2
Product: Gat2p
Exons: 1
Coding region: 1-1044 (347 amino acids)
Biological process (GO): regulation of DNA-templated transcription
Molecular function (GO): zinc ion binding; sequence-specific DNA binding
Source: RefSeq, a predicted model, not a curated record